Messenger RNA from Lytechinus pictus (painted urchin), 4228 nucleotides. Its product is annotated as E3 ubiquitin-protein ligase MIB2-like. Gene Ontology annotation, cellular component: cytoplasm. The record is from RefSeq and is a predicted model, not a curated record. Gene Ontology annotation, molecular function: zinc ion binding; protein binding; ubiquitin-protein transferase activity. Lineage: Eukaryota; Metazoa; Echinodermata; Echinoidea; Temnopleuroida; Toxopneustidae. The transcript has 18 exons. Gene Ontology annotation, biological process: protein ubiquitination. The coding region runs from base 298 to 3723 and encodes 1141 amino acids.
UCAGGUUCAAACCACACGAAAGAUGAAAAGAGUUACUAGUAUAGCACCUUGGACCCGAACCCCCCCCCCCCCCCCCCCCCCCCGCGCCGCUGUCAAUGUGUAGUCGGGGAACCCCCGCAAUUUGUGCGAUCUCAAUCGAAUCGCACACACGCGGACAGAUAUCCGGCCGCGCCGGCCGCCGGUAAUACGGUAUACCUGCGCUGCAUGCUGCAUCAACCUCACAAAUUUAUGUAAAUAACGGACACUGGAUGCCAUUUACAGUUCGAAAUUAUCAGUUUGUAGCAACUCCUUAAGAAGAUGAGCUGCAUCUGGGGUGGUAGAAACCGUGUCAUACGAGGACCAGAUUGGAUAUAUAAGAACCAAGAUGGCGGAAGGGGACAUGCAGGAACUGUCUUGAAUCAUUGGGGAAGCCAGCAACCGUACUCUCCCCCCAACACCAUAAAGAUCCAGUGGGACAAUGGGGAUAAGGGUCUCUACCGGAUUGGCUACAACAAGGCCUAUGAUCUUAGGUUCCUCGAAUCAGCUAGUACAUGUGCAGAUCGUCAUCAUAAGGUCUGGUGUGAUGGAUGUAAUAUGGAACAGAUAAGAGGAAUUCGGUGGAGGUGCACCGAAUGCUAUGCCAUCGACCUCUGUACUGCAUGCUACAUGAGUGAUAAACAUGAUCUUAGUCAUGCCUUCGCAAGGGUUGUUUCUUCCAUGAAGACCUCAAAGGGUGUCAAGGUUUUACCAAGAUCAUCUUCAUUGCAUAUUCCUCUCAAAGGAAGCUUUCCUGGAGCGACGGUUGCCAGAUAUCCUCAAUGGUGCAAGAAAAAUACAAAAGACUGGCAGAUUGGGAGAGUAUCUAAGAUUGGACAGAGAGCAGAUCUCAGCUUGGGACAAACUACGGUAGAUUUUUCCUCUGGACGAGAAAGGGUAGAGGUCACCGAUAUCAUGUGCGUGUUGCCAGGGUCUGGUGGUCACGUUUAUGAGGGACAUCUACAAAAUUACGGUGAAGUACAGGUUGUGGAUGAAGGAGACAAGGUUUUGAUAACAGCAAGUCCAGAGGAAAUGCAGGUACUUCACGAACGCAGAGGAUUAUGGGAUCUUGACAUGAUCAAAACUUGUAGAAGAAAAGGAUAUGUGACUAAAAGAACGGAUGCAGGUAACGUCAAAGUGACUUUUGAUGACAUCCAAGAAACUUUCACUAUGAAUAUUGCUGCUGUAAGAAAGCUUCAUCGUUUCAGUCUUGGUCAGGAUGUCCGCAUCAGUGGUGACGUCGAGAUGGUCAAGAGACUACAGGUUGGACACGGUGGAUGGAAAAAGUCUAUGGAUAAGGCCAUCGGUGUUGUUGGGAAGGUGAUCAAGGUCAAGGAAUCUAACAUUCAUGUCAAGAUCCAAGACAAAACUUUUGUCUUCAACUCCGCGAACCUAGCUCCCGCCACCAACAUUCCUCAGCGGAAGCCGAAAGAAAAGUCAUUUGAAGAGUUUUUAAUGAAUGUCGCCCAAGACAUCCAGAAACCUGAAACGAUGAUAUCGCUUGCAGUAGCUUCCCACAACAUCCCGGCUGUUGAAGACAUGUUGAAGGAGCACCCAGAAUGGAUCCGUCAUGAGCCCACCAUAGGCAAAUCGCUUAUUUCGGUCGCCAGCGAUGACGUGGACAUGAUGAAAAUUCUUGUUGAGAAAGGGGCCUUCAUUGAGAGCUAUGAUGAGCAGGGCUGCACACCACUCUUCUAUGCAACUACGGCAAACAACUACGACGGUGUGCGGUACCUCCUUGAGCAAGGGGCUAAUGUUGAUUCAGCCAACUUUCAAGGUCUGACCAGCUUUAUGGUUGCUUGUGAAAAUGGAUCCUUUGAAUGCGCACACUACCUGCUCAUGCAUGGGGCUGAUGUCAACCUCAAGUCCAAAGAUGAUUGUCUGCCCAUAAUCCGAGCCAUCGGGAGCAAAGGAAGGACUAUACUAGACCUUAUUCUUGCCAGGAAGGAAGUAGACCUGAAGGCAACAUCGUCGUCAUCAUGCAUGACUGCAAUGAGCUGUGCCGCCCGUACAGGGAAUGUAUAUGCACUUACAAAACUCAUUGAGGCAGCACCUAAGAUGGUUGAUGUCAAACAGUGCAAUGGAAAUACACCCAUCUUCAAUGCUGUGUUGGCAAAUUCCCUAAAAGCAACUGAAGUACUCGUCAAAAAGGGCCACUGCAAUGUGAAUGUACAGAACUUUGAUCAAGGAUACUGCCCACUUCAUCUAGCCAUACUGAAGGAGAACUUUGAAUUGAUUGAGGUGUUGGUGAAGAAUGGUGCCGAUGCGAACAUUCCCAACUCCGAUGGGGAAACCUGUUUACAGAUGGCUAUGGAUGCCCUGGAUGACAUUGAAUGUGAAGAUCGUCAUGUUGAUGAAGUACCUUUCAUGGCAGAGAUGAAGAAGAAAUGGGGCCAUGUUGGGAUCAAGACAAAUGGAGAUGCUCUUCUUGCCUAUCUGGUGUCUCAUGGUGCCGACCUUGAUGCUAACAACUGUGAAGACUUUACUAUAAGGGAAUCGUGUACACUAGAAGAUGACCUCUUGCAGGCUUUAGAUAAAAUACAGUCCAUUUCAAGGAAAGACAUCUCCACACUUCAAAGCACAGCUGACCGUCCCCUGCGCAGCCUGACCAAGGUCUCUUCAAACACUGAUACUGAGAAUGGGUCUGGUCUGAAAAGCUCACUUACAACAAAGAUGCAACAGCAGAGUGCAAGGAGGCCUUCAGAGCAGAUAUCAGUGAGUUCUGACAGACGGGGGUCCAAGAGAUUUAGCCCAAAUAAUCCAGCCAAGAAGUCGUCAGUGGGGCCAGCAAGACCAGAUGCAGAGUCACAGCAUGCAAAAGCCUCUUCAGAGAAGCCAACAAGUCGGGUAAAACCAAGUGUAAAGACUCAGAAUGGACGGACAUCUCCAGAAAAUUUGUCAGGGAGUUCGUCGAGACAGGAUGCAAAGAUGCUGAGUGCAAAGACAUCUUCAGAGAAUUCCUCUAGAAGUUCAGCGAGACCAGAUGCCCAAAACAAGAGUUCAAGAACAUCUUCAGAGAAAUCUUCAACAGGUUGGACAAGACAAGGUCCAAAGGCAUCUUCAGACAACUUUUCCAGGAGUUCAGCAAGACCAGGUGCCCAGGCAAAAACUGCAAGACUAUCUUCAGAAAAGUCAUCAACAAGUUGGGGAAGACCAGGAGCGCAGAUGCAGAGUGCAUUGGCAUCUCCAGAGACAGAGUCAACAAUGAGUUGGCAGAAGCAAGGAAGAAAGACACAGAGUGCAAGAACUUCAUCACAGAAGGUGUCAAUAGGUUCUGACAGACCAGAGACAAAGACACAGAACACAAGAAACUUUCCAGAUAGGUCAUCAACUACUCCUCUUCCUACAGCAGCUCAGAAAAGCAGUGCAAGAAAUGCCUCUUGGAGGUCAUCUACUAGCUCAGGAAGCCAUCAGAAAUCAGCAGGGAAAGGCUUGACGAAUGGUUGGAAGAGAGGAGCAGGGGACAGCGAUGCACAGAAAUCCAAAGAUGAACCUACAGACACAGGUGAGCGUGGUCAACUAGAAGCAGAACUCCAACGCAAAGAUGACCAGCUCAAAGCACUGAGGUCAAAGGUCAAGACACUGGAGCACCUGGUCAAGAAGAAAAUCUCCUUCGCCUGUGGUCAUGACAUCAUCAGAAGCAUUGCUGAGCUCAUCCCAAACUGCCCUGAGUGCAGGAAUCCGAUAGCAUCGGUUGCUGAUGCCUAAGAAUAGGCAGAGAGUCUUGUAGUCAUAGCCUGAUACCUCAAGGCUGAGACAUCAACUCCAAGGCAUGGAAAACUCAAGGCCAAGGCAAAUUUCAACAUAAUGUGCUCAAGAAACUUUUGAUUAGAUUUUCAGUGAUGUCACCAGGGGCCCGUAACACAAAGCUUAGCAAUGAUCGUAGAACAUUUUUCUACGAUUGAUUCCAUUUACUACAAUGUACAAUCAAUCGCUAACCUUUGUGUUACGGGACCCUGGAUUCGACUCUGACAAAGACAAUACUCAGGUCUAUGGACAGUUAUUAGUGAUAGCACUGGAUCAUCACAAGUUAUGGUGCAAAGUAGCUAGUGUGUCCAGACUGUUGAAACCCUUUAGGUCAUUGACGGAAGUACUUCAGCGAUACCACCUUGACAAAAAACAUACUUCCCUAUGAAGAGUGACCAGUGAUAGCAUUUGGUCAUCACUAGUUAAAGGGGAAUGAAACCUUUGGAACAAGUAGGCUUGUGUGGAA